CGCUGUCGUUAGCGUGAGUUGGCACGCAUACCGGAAACAGAUUGAAACGAGCAGGAAUUAGGCAACAGCAGAAGUUUUGACAGAUUUUCACAGGCCUUUCUGUGAAUUAUUUUGCUUUUUCCUUCAGUCUCUGUUAGCAGGUUGCUGUCAUGAGUCUUCAGUGGACGGCCGUGGCUACAUUUCUUUAUGCAGAAGUAUUUGCUGUAUUACUGCUGUGUGUCCCAUUCAUAUCCCCUAAAAGAUGGAGUAAAAUUUUCAAAUCCCGGCUUGUCGCUGUCAUUACGACGUAUGGAAACACAGCCUUCAUUGUGAUCAUUUGUAUCCUCGUCUUUCUACUCAUAGAUGCCUUUAGAGAAGUAAGAAAGUACAGCGUGACCGAGAAGGUUGACCUGAGCAACAACCCUGUGGCAGUCGAGCACAUCCACAUGAAGCUGUUCAGAGCUCAAAGGAAUGAAUACAUUGCCGGUUUUGCUCUGCUGCUCUGUCUGCUGUUGAGACGUUUGGCUACUCUGUUGUCCCAGCAGGCCACACUGAUGGCCUCUAAUGAAGCUUUUAAGAAGCAGGCGGAGGGAGCCAAUGACGCCGCAAGGAAAUACAUGGAUGAAAAUGAGACGCUGCAGGAGAAAUUGCGGGAGGCAGGCGUGGAGGUGCCGGAGGUGGGCGGAAAGGCCAAGACCAAUGCAGAGGAGGAGAAGAAGAAACUUGCUGUAGAGGUCCGACAGUUGAAGGAUGAACUCGAGGCAACUAAGAAAGCACAUCAGAAGGCCGACAGUGACGUGAAGGCCAUGAAGAAACAAGCGGAGAACCUCACGACAGAAUAUGACCGUCUGUUGGAGGAACACGCCAGACUGCAGGCCAAAUACGAAGCCGAGCAGGAUAAAAAAUCGGACUAAACGGAGACCACAGUGCACUCGGCCUCUUUCCUGCAUCCUCAUUGGCCGAAAGCAGCUCCGCCGGGCUGUGUGUCACUCGGCAGGCUGUUGAGUGCAAGCAGGGUUCUGUUCCUCAAAAAACUUGAUUUUCUAUUCAAGCUUGCAAGUUUAUUUUUGUUGUUGCUGUGAUUUUCUGCUGUUUUUUUAUUUUUAUUUCCAGAGCGUUGCUCAUAAAGACAACAUAACAUGUCCUUUCCAGAUUUGUGUGAUAUGUAUAAUUUGUACAUGGUUUAUGUAAGAACGGUGUUACAAACAAUAUACAGAGAAAAUGUGCUUUCUGUAAUGACGACAAAGAAAGGACAAAGAAAAAAACACUUCAUUGAAUGUUUUGAUACAAGUUCAUUAUUAAUUCCUAAUAACAGCGUUUACAACUUCUGCUUUAAUUUCCUUGAGGAAAUGAAUAUGUAUAUAUGGUAGCGGUAAACAUGCAUGUGUUGGUUUAUAUUAGAUACAGGCUACUCUUGAGAACGUUUACGUCCCGUCUUCACUCUCUCCCGCCUUGUUCUCUAUCUAUAGGCAGAUAUCUUUGUUGUUCGCCCUGUAUGGAAUAGAACCCCUCUCUUCUGGGCGGGUGUAGAGCGGAGAGAACGGGUUCUAUCCAGUCUCGUCCUGUUUGAGGCCACAGAGUCAGUAUAAUCUGAUAUGAGCCUGGCAGAGCUGUUACAGCGGGUAAUAACACCACUUUGGCUGGAACAGUAAAGCAUUCACAGCUGAUAUUACAUUUCAAAACACAACACACUGUAUCUCUCUCUUUCUAGUUCUCGAAACAAUAUCAACGCCGCGUUAAGAAAAUUGGCCACCGUUUUAGGUCAUCGCAUUGAACUCCUCUGAUUCAACAUCAGUACAAAUACGAUGGGAUGUUUUGCAAAGGUUCUUGUGGCUCAAGCGUGUCAAAUAGAAAGCUUUGCGAUCCCAGAGUUAGAUUCCUGUUUGGAUUUGUGGCGUCGACAUCAUAAUGACAUCAUAGAUGCUUGAAAUUCCAGACCUCCUUGACUGUUAACGAUAAUAAAAAUGCGAGGAAUGCCAUCUGCUGCCAUGACGAUAUGUCACGACUGUAUUUGCUAUACAUGUGGUUAUAUGAGUAAAGCAUUUACUUGAGAGGUUCAAUGAAUAUGUCAAUGCACGAUUAUGAAAGCAGGCGUUUAAAGCAGCGAAGCGUUUCGAUUUUUGUGAUCAACUGAUGUUUUUGAUAUUAUGUUGCGUAUUUACCAAAUCCGUUUAGAAACCGACUAUUGACUUUCUUUAGUAAUUUCUAUUCCUGCUAUGAAAAGUCAAUGGGGUCUUAUUUUAAAGUGAACUACUCCUUUAAAGGGCAUCUUUAUAUGCAUUUCCAAAUGUAGCUAGUUCUUCUUUUUAUUAGUGUUUCUAGUGUCUUGCAGGGGAAAAAGGAGUGCUGUGAAAACUUUGCAAUUGUUCAAUAUUUGAUGUAUCAGUUUUGCGUAAUGGGCGUGUUUCCAUAGUCAGUAUCUUCCUCUAUUGUCAUCAGGAAACUGACGCUGCAUCUUUCUCCAUGAGUAUCUUAUGUUUCAUGUGGUCAAGUUGGGAUGUUGAUGAACGAAACGAAAUAAAUAAAGUCUGUCAUCUUAAAUGCUGCGUUAUAUUGUAUUAGUUACAUAUUUUAAUGAUUGUAUUAUUAGGGUUAUCUGUCAUUUAGUCUGACGGAAAACUGCCCGGAUCUCAUCAUUAUUAUCUCUUUCUCUCUCUCUUACUGUGCUGCCAAGGACUAACUCGGGUUCAGAUAAGUGCAAAAAUACUAACAAUGUAAACAAGAGAGAGACGUAUAUGAAAUUUAGCGGCAUCUAGGGGUGAGGCUACAAAUUGCAACCAAUGGCUAACUCCACCCCUUCCCAUCUGGCUGACAAAGAACAAACAAUGUCGUCACGUUCUCGCUUCUUUGCCGAAGGAGUUAACGCAUUUACAUUGUAGUUUGUCCGUUAACGGCUACUGUAGGAGCAACAUGAUAAAUUCCAUAAAUAGAAAAAUAACCGCUCAUUCUAAGGUCUUUGUACACCUCUGAAGACAUAGGUAUGUAUAUCAUAGUGCACUUUAGUCAAAAGAUCCAACAAAAAUUAAACUCUCUUGAAUGUUCCUAGCACUUCAUUUUUACUGAUCUGUUAACAUUUACUCACAUUUAAUGAGUAAAUGUUAAACCAUGCAAACCUACUAAAAUAACCGAGAUCACAGCUCUGUGCAUUCUGUUCUUUCACUCAACCACAUUCUGGGAUGCUUUGUAAACAGUAUGAGUUCUCGUGUACAGUACACUUGUUUGUACAGACUAACCCAUUUAAAAAUAAGAAAUGAUAAUGUUUGUUUUGGUAUAUAAAUGAUGUUUUAGGAUUAUAAAUAUAAAUGUCCCAAGACCGAAGUGAAACACCUUUGAGCUCAGUCGGUUUCAGUUGAGUAAUAUAUCGAGUUUUGGUAAAUUUGACCUUGAACUGGUUAAAUGAUUCAAAGCAUUGAAUUGUACGUGUCGAGAGUCUUUGUGUCACCAGUAUGAAGAUGAUUAUAUAAAUGAUGAUAUUAAUGAUGAUAUUAAACAGAUGUGGCUGCCCGGUC
Messenger RNA from Triplophysa dalaica, 3488 nucleotides. It is a transcript of the gene bcap31, whose product is annotated as B cell receptor associated protein 31. The coding region runs from base 150 to 893 and encodes 247 amino acids. The record is from RefSeq and is a predicted model, not a curated record. Lineage: Eukaryota; Metazoa; Chordata; Actinopteri; Cypriniformes; Nemacheilidae. Gene Ontology annotation, cellular component: endoplasmic reticulum; endoplasmic reticulum membrane. Gene Ontology annotation, biological process: endoplasmic reticulum to Golgi vesicle-mediated transport; intracellular protein transport. The transcript has 8 exons.